Molecule: messenger RNA, 686 nt
Organism: Pocillopora damicornis (cauliflower coral)
Lineage: Eukaryota; Metazoa; Cnidaria; Anthozoa; Scleractinia; Pocilloporidae
Product: adhesion G protein-coupled receptor L4
Cellular component (GO): plasma membrane
Source: RefSeq, a predicted model, not a curated record
UCCAUUCAAUAAGAUUAUGACAUAUUUUGGGUACACCGCAAAACGUAAGUUUGUGUAUAUGUGAUAUUGUAAAUUUCACCGUAAGUGCUUUCAUUUGUCAUUGACUGUUUUUUUUUUCGACAGUUUUGGUCAUUCAAAAAGUCUAUCGCCAGAAUGCGAGUGACUUCCACUUUGAGGAACAACAAUGGCAAGCGACAAUCGAUAUCGCUUCUUCAAAUUUUGAGGACAAUGGAUCAUUGGUAGUUGCAUUUGUGUACAAGAAUCUGCAUGAACUACUUCUGACAGAUCAAGCCAUCACGAGUGAAACAGACAAUCAAAGAUAUCUCAACUCCAGGAUAAUGGCCGUAGCUGUGGACCCCAAACCAGAGAAAUUGCGAGAAAAUGUCAUCCUUAAGUUCAAAAACCUGAAGGUCUUGACAGCAGAAAAGCGCUGUAUGUUUUGGAGUGGCUUAAGCGAAAGCUUUUCAGAGGAAGGAUGCCAUGUAAUUACAUCAAAAAGCAACUCAGAAGAAACAGUUUGCAGUUGCAAUCAUUUGACGCAUUUUGGCGUCUUAAUGGACUACGACGGCAGCACAAAGCUCACCGAGGAGUACGAAAAAAUUCUGGAAACUAUCAUUUACGUGGGACUGAGCCUUUCCAUCGUCGGGAUACUUUUAACAUUAAUACUUUAUUCUUGCCUCACGUAA